AUGCAAGGCAAUAAUAAUCAAAGUGAAGGAAAUGUGAGCGUUGAGCAGGCAGCCCAAGUAGGAAUUAACGGGCCAAUUAGAAAAUUAGUCCUUGUUGGAGACGGAGGAACAGGAAAGACCACUUUCGUGAAGAGACACUUGUUCGGCGAGUUCACCAAGAAGUAUGUUGCAACAGUUGGAGCUGAAACUUAUCUUCUUCCGUUUUACACCAACUACGGACAGAUUAACUACAACGUAUACGACACCGCAGGACAGGAGAAGUUCGGAGGGCUGCGCGAUGCGUACUACUACGAGUCAGACUGCGGUAUUAUCAUGUUUGACACAACGUCCAGAAUAACCUACAAGAACGUCCCCAACUGGUACAGAGAUCUUCGUCUUAUUUGCCCCGAAAUUCCUCUGUGCCUGUGCGGUAACAAGGUGGACAUCAUGGACAGAAAGGUCAAGUCGGCGCAUAUGAAAGACAGAAAGCUGAUGCAAAACAUCGCAUACUUUGACAUCAGUGCAAAGAGCAACUACAACUACGACAAGCCUUUCCUUCAUCUAGCAAAAAUAUUAUACAGCAAGCCUGAUUUGUUCUUUGUAGCCAACUCAGAACUCCUCCCCCCCGAAGCAAUCGUGGACGAGCAGGCCGUAGAACAGCAGAAAUUACUAUCAGUUGACGCAGCUUUAAAACCACUCCCAGAAAAUGAAUAA
This is a messenger RNA of Nematocida minor, 693 nucleotides long. Its product is annotated as GTP-binding nuclear protein Ran. The coding region runs from base 1 to 693 and encodes 230 amino acids. Gene Ontology annotation, biological process: ribosomal subunit export from nucleus; protein import into nucleus. The transcript has a single exon. Gene Ontology annotation, molecular function: GTP binding; GTPase activity. Gene Ontology annotation, cellular component: nucleus; cytoplasm. The record is from RefSeq and is a predicted model, not a curated record. Lineage: Eukaryota; Fungi; Microsporidia.